Pyrus x bretschneideri (Chinese white pear) is the source of this 9365-nucleotide messenger RNA. RefSeq names its product protein lava lamp-like. The record is from RefSeq and is a predicted model, not a curated record. The transcript has 10 exons. Bases 334 to 8895 code for a protein of 2853 amino acids. NCBI's taxonomy places the organism in Eukaryota, Viridiplantae, Streptophyta, Magnoliopsida, Rosales, Rosaceae.
UCACUUGUCUUCCCAAAUCGACGUUUCACCUGCGCAGGCAAAUCACAUGGCGUAACACAGACACAGAACGAAAACGAAGGUUGCGUUAGAUCCAAGGGACAAGGGGGGACCGACCCGUAUACACACACAGUGACGCCGAUAGAGAAAAACCGAGAGGGCACCAUUGAAAAGCAAACCUUCAUUCGAAACCACCGAAGCAAUCGUAUCAACCGCGACGGCCUGCCGAUCCAGCUGCCGCGACAUCCAGGAAGGAUUAUAUGGUGAGUGAGACGUUGCUUUGGUGAUUGGCGUGGAGUCACAGUGGGGAGCAAGAACGGAGUGGAUCGGAAUCGGAUGGACAAGAACAAGAGCCGUACCGAUCUGCUCUCAGCCGGACGAAAAAAGCUUCAACAGUUUCGCCAGAAAAAAGAUGGUAAAGGCAGUGGAAGUGGAAAAUCCACAAAGAAGUCUAGUAAAUCAGAGAAGCAUGAAGCUGAUGCUGAUGCAGUCUCUAGUGCAACUAAACCUACAGCGUUGACACAGGCCCCUGAAGGAGAAACUGAGUCUUGUGUAGAUGCUAAUCUGGAAAACAUCAACUCGUCAGGGUCACAUUCUGGGGAGAUUUCUACAGCUUCUGACAUUGAUGUUGCUUCUGCUGCUCCCUUGGCAGUUCCCAUUACACAUGAGGGAAAUGCAGUCGAAACUUUGAUUGACAAAAAUGCUGAGUUAGCAUCACAGGAGGUGGGAUUCAGUCAGCAUGAUGUUAACUUUUCCGCCACGAACGAGGGGGAGAGUACUGCAGGCACUGAUGCUGAGGAGGCAAGAGUUAGUUCAUUGGACACUUCACAUGUCAUGGAUUCCGGAGGGCUAGCCAAAGAUGCCAAUAUGUCUAUGCCGGUUGAUGUGUCCACUCAACCUACUUCAGUUGAUAAUAUUGAUCAAACAAGGGGUAGAGAUGAGGAGCCUUUGUCUUCGCAAGAGAGUAUUAAUACAUCCUUGGUGCAGGAGAGGGAAGAUCAGGUAACAGAUGUAGGGGCAAUGCAGGAAGCUGAUGGUUUGGAUGCAAAAAAUUGUGAUCGUAGGCAAGAAGCAGAAAUGGGGCUUAAAGGAGAUGACAAGAUUUCUUCAUCUGAGCUUGAUAAAAGUGUUGAAAGUUUCUCUAGCCAAGCACCUUCCAUAGAUGAGCAAACUGAUAAAGUGGAUGAAGCAUCUGAUCGAGAAGUGGAACUUGCAGGAGAUAGAAGUGUAGCUCUAUCUGAGAUUGAUAGAACUGCUGAAACUUUCCCUGAUCUCGAGUCCUCCAUGGGUGAACGGAUUGGCAAGGCAGAUGAAUCAUCUCUGUCAACUGGUGCAACCAUGUCUAAUGGACUUCCAGUAUCUGCUUUAGCUCUACCUGAGGCAGAUGGAUCUUUGGUUGUUAGUGCUGCUAUGGAUGACCGGCAGGAAACAGAAGAUGUUCCAGGCUCUUAUUUUGAAGCAAAGUCCGAGGUGCAAUUUGGAUCUGGUUUUGGGCAAGGCAGGGAAGAACAUAGGUCUCUUCUGGAGGAUCAUCAUCAGAAACAUCCAUUGGGUGGGCUUGAAAGUCCUCCAGGAACCAAUAUGGUGCUUCCAGAUAAAGGAUGGACUGCGUCUCCUGUUGCAGAUGCCAGCUCAAUCAGUCUCUCACAGCUCACAGAAGUAGUUAGGAGGCUUAGUGAAGAAGAGUUCAGGGUUCUUAUUAAGUCAGUUGAAUCAGUUUCUAGUGCUUCUCAGGGGACUACCAAUUUGAUUGUGUCAGAACAUGGAUUUCUGGAAUUGUUUGAGCAACUUAAAGAAGAAUUGGUUCUCACACAUUUGACAAAAGAUAUCAGUGACUUGCAGCUUGUGCAGCAGUCUGAGGUGCAAGUGGAGUUUGAUUGCCAACGUGAUCAGUUACUUGAUGAAACAUCUCUUCUUCGUGCUUCGCUAAAUGAAGUCCGUGAGAAGAACCAAUGCCUUGCUGAAGAGCUUGCAGGGUGCAGAUGUGAACUCCAGGCUGUUGCUAGUGGGAAGGAGGAGCUCCAAGACCAACUUCAAACUGCAAGGGCAGAGGUAGAAGAAUUUUCUGCUAGAGCAACUGAGUCGCAUAGCAGCCUGGAAAGGUCAAAGCAGGAUUUGUUGAUCCUGUCAGCUGAGUUAGCUGACUGCAAGUCUUUGGUGGCAGCUUUACAGGUGGAAAAUGAGAAAUUAAAUGGGAGUAUUACUUUGUGGGAUGAAGAUAGAAAGAAACUUGUGGAGCAAAAUGAUCGUUAUCUUCACGAGAAGGAGAAGCUUUCAGCAGAGUUAGUUGAUGGAAAAAGUUUUGUGGAAGCUCUACAGGAUCAAAUAUCCAGCUUAAGUGGGAGUCUGAGUUCUGUAACAGAAGAGAGAAAGAAGUAUGAGGAGGAGAAGGAGCAUCUUUCCUCUGAGAAUGACAAACUUGCUAUAGAAGUGGCUGACAGUAAGAACACAGUAUUGGCUUUGCAGGUAGAAAAUGGCAACUUGAAUGGAAUCCUUUCUAUGGUUACAGAGGAGAGUAAGAAGCUCGAGGAAGAGAAGAAUCAUCUUGUCUAUGAGAAUGAGAAACUUGCUAUAGAAUUGGCUGCCAGUAAGAAUUUAGUAUUGGAUUUGCAGGUAAAAAAUGAAAAAUUGAAUGGAAACCUUGUUUUGGUUACAGAGGAGAGAAACAAGCUCAAGGAGGAGAAGGAUUAUUCUGCCCACGAGAUUGAGAGAUUGUCUUCCGAAAUUCUUCUUGUUCAAGAGCGGUUAUCUGCCGAACAUGAAGAACAUAUGAGGUUUGUGGUUGACCAAAAAGAAACAACAACACGCCUUGAACAACUCUCUGAAGAAAAUAUCUUUCUUACUAGCAGUCUGGACACACUUAAAGCUAAGAUGAAAGAGGUUGAUACGAGUGGAAUCAAAAUUGCAUCCCAGGCUGGGGAAGGUGGGGAUCAAGUUGAACUUUCAGAAGUGCAGAGCAGGAGGCAUGAAAUUGAAAAUGAAAAAUAUCACCAAGUUCCUGGGAUGGAAGAUAGUGAAGGCUCCUUUAUUAUGGUGGAAAAACCUUCAUCUGAUGGCAGUGGAGGUUCACCAGUUCUGAGUCUUGGGAGGGAAGUUUUUGAUGAUUCCGUUGGGUUUGUAGCACUAAAGGGACGCGUGGAAGAGGCAGAGAAAAUGAUGAACAAACUUGUACAGGAAAUUGAAGGCAUCUGCUCUCGUUCAGAAUUGUUGAAUAGGUCAGGUGAUAAAGUCUCCACUCCUCCAGUCUCAAAACUGAUUCAAGCCUUCGAGUCAAAGGUGCACCUUGAUGAACAUGAUGUGGAGGAACGAGGUCUAACUGACAAUCAAUCACCAGCAGACUCAAUUGCGUCAGUAAGAGAGCAAACUGGAAACUUGAGAGCAUUAUUUGAGCAGUUGCUUCUGGAUACUGCAAAUGCCAGUGAACUGCUCAAGGAGGAACGAGGUGGUAGGAAAACUGCUAAUGCUACAUUCGGAGAGAUGAAGGAUCAGUAUGAAGACUUGGAGGAACAUAACAAGAAAUUGGAAGCUACCAAUAUUGAACUUUGUGUCCUAUAUGAAGCUUUAGAACAACAUAGGGGCAGCAUUGAAACAAGAAACAGUGAGCUUUUGGUUCUCUGUGAGUCCUUAAGACUACAAGUUACUAAUCUCGAAGCUGAAAACUUGGAAGUUGGAAGAAAGCUACAUAGAUAUGAAUUAAGAAUUAAUCAAUUGCAGAGUCGAUUGCAUGAUUUACAUCUGAGUUCAAAUGACAUGGUAUCUCAGAUCUCUGAUCAGUUAGAAAAUUUUCACAAGGAAGCGGCAGAGAGGAUUUUGAUACUUGAGCAGCAUUGGAAUUCCACUCUCGUUCCGGUUGUUGAAGCGAUUGGAAAGCUUGGUGAGUCUAUUGGGGGUUUCAGCACAACUACACCAAUGUCUCAUGAUUGUUUGGACACAAGUCAUUUCGUUGCUUCUGUUUAUGAUGCCAUCACUGUUAUUGAAGAUUUGAAGGAGAAACUUAAAAGCUCUCAAACAGACCAUGAGGCUUUAUGUAUUUUACAUAAAGAAGUGAAUGAGAAAUGUGACGAUCUCCAUGUAAAGAAUGAAUUGGCCAGUGAUAUGCUGCACAAGUUGUACGGCAACCUUAGCAAACUUCUUAGAGUUUUGCAUGGGUCUAUGGAUGAAAGUGAGACGAACCUGAAAAAUGAAAAGCUUCCUCAUCCUCUGGAUUAUAGUAUUUAUGAAACCAUCAUAGAACAGCUGGAGAAUUUUCUGAGCGAGGGACUGCAACUCCAAUCUGUUAACAAGAAGCUAAAUUCAGAGUUAAUGGUUAGAACAGAAGAAUUUGAGGAAUUGAAACAAAGAUGCCUGGAUUCAAGUGCUAUUCAGAAGUUAAUAGAAGAUAUUGAAGGUGUGCUAGAAGUGGAAAAUGCUGAGUUUCAAGCAGAUAAAAUGCUUGCUUCACGCUUGGAAUCAUUGGUAUCGUGUCUUGUUCAGAAGUACAAGGAUGCUGAUGCUCAGGUAGGCUUAUCUAAAGAAGGUUUUCAAUCCAAGGUGAUGGAAUCUACUUCAAUGCAGGAAGAAAUACAGCAGUUAAAUGCCUCGUGUUUUCAGCUUGAAAGUGAAACCAUUGUUCUCAGGGAAAGUUUACGUCAGGUUGAGGAAGCCCUUCUUGUUACUCGUUCUGAGUUACAAGAGAAACUAUAUGAACUUGAACAAUCGGAGCAGCGAGUGUCUUCCCUGAGAGAGAAGCUUGGCAUUGCUGUCUCCAAGGGGAAGGGCUUGAUUGUCCAGCGAGAUGGUCUCAAGCAGUCUCUUGCAGAGAAAUCUAGUGAACUGGAAAGAUUCUUACAGGAGCUGCAAUUCAAAGAUUCCAGGCUUGUUGAGGUUGAAACCAAGCUCAAGGCAUAUUCAGAAGCUGGUGAGCGUGUGGAAGCUCUGGAAUCUGAGCUUUCAUACAUUCGCAAUUCUGCUACUGCAUUAAGAGAAUCAUUCCUUCUCAAAGACUCUGUCCUUCAGAGAAUAGAAGAGAUUUUAGAAGACCUUGAUCUGCCAGAGCAAUUUCAUUCGAGAGAGAUUAUUGAAAAGAUCGAUUGGCUGGCCAGGUCAGUUACUGGUAACACUUUUCCUCAGACAGAUUCAGAUCAGAAGAGUUCUGCUGGAGGAGGUUCAUCUGAUGCUGGUUUUGUUGUUAUGGAUUCCUGGAAAGAUGAUGUACAGCCAAGUUCAGAUUCCAGUGAUGAUUUCAAAAGAAAAUAUGAUGAACUUCAAAGUAAGUUCUAUGGGUUGGCUGAACAGAAUGAAAUGUUAGAGCAAUCUUUAAUGGAAAGGAACAACUUAGUCCAGAGCUGGGAGGAACUUUUAGACAGGAUUGAUAUGCCAUUGCAUCUGCGGUCCUUGGAGCCGGAGGAUAGGAUUGAGUGGUUAAGAAAAGAACUUUCGGAGGUGCAGGGUGAUAAUAUGUCUCUCCAGCAGAAGGUUGUUAACCUUGAGAGCCAUUGUGUAACGCUAACUGCUGAUUUGGAAGACUCAAGAAGGAGAACAUCUGACCUUGAGGAAGACCUUCAAACAUUUAUUGAUGAGAGAAAUAAUCUUUCUCAAAGAUUGGAGCUUCUGAUCAAUGAUCAUGAUAAACUUUCAGCCAAGGCAGCUGGGUUUGAGCUUGAGAAUGAAAAACUGCAGGAGGAAGUUUCUGAUUUGCAGGAGAACGUAGCCAAGCUGUGUGGGAUUGAGAAGCAAAUUCUCAGCUUAGAAGAUGACAUAAGAAGAUUGCAGGGUCUGGUUACUGAUGCAUUACAGGAUCCUGGAACAAAUUCAGAGUAUUCUGGUGAAAGCAGCAUUGAGUGCUUCAAAGGGUUACUGAAUAAGCUUUUAGAGAAUUAUGCAACUCUUUCCUCAGAAAAACCAGUGUUUGGGGUUGCAGCCGAUGGUAUUCAUACUGAGAAUUCUGAAGCAAUGGUUGUUGAAGCGAGAAGCGCAAGUACACCUGAUACUGCUGAAUCAGAUACAGUUGCUUUGAUGAAAGAGUUGGAGGAGGUUCAACGUGAAAUUUUGGACAUGAAGGAGGAGAGAGAUGGAUAUGUGGAGAAGCAACGGUCUUUGGCUUGUGAGUUAGAAGUGCUAGAUAAAAAAGUGAAUGAGUUGCAAGGGCUUCUUAAUCAGGAGGAGCAGAAGUCAGCUUCUGUUAGAGAGAAGUUAAACGUUGCAGUUAGAAAAGGAAAGCAAUUGGUGCAACAGCGUGACAGUCUGAAACAAAAUAUUGAUGAGAUCAAUUCUGAGGUGGAACGCUUGAGAUCUGAGACCAAGAUAGGCGAAGGUAAACUGGCAGAAUAUGAAAGAAAGUUCAGGGAUUUGUCUUCUUAUCCAGGGAGAGUAGAAGCCCUAGAGUCUGAGAGUUUAUUCUUGCGGAAUUGUUUGAAAGAAGCUGAGAACAAUUUGCAGGAGAAAGGAAAUACUUUGAGCUUAAUCAUUAAUAUUCUAGGAAACAUUGACGUUGCAGAGGAUGAUAAUUCUGGUGAUCCAGUUGUUAAGUUAGAACAAAUCGGGAAAAUGUGCUGUGAUUUGCGUGCGAAUAUGGCUUCUUCAGAACAAGAAGCUAGGAAAUCAAAAAGAGCAUCAGAGCUACUCCUUGCAGAACUGAAUGAGGUUCAAGAGAGAAAUGAUGGUCUCCAGGAAGAACUAGCAAAAUCUGCAAGUGAACUUGCUAUACUCUCCAAGGAAAGGGAUCUUGCAGAGGCCGCCAAGCUCGAAGCUCUUUCACGUCUUGAAAUGGUUUCUACUGCUCACUUUGAGGAAAGAAAACACAAAUUUUCUGAAUUUUCAGGACUAAAGUCUGGUGUAGAUCAACUUAGGAAGGGGUUUCAUGAUGUUAGUAGUUUAUUGGCUGGUAUUUUUCACCAGGACUUGGUAUUUUUGCACAACCUGGAGUCUGGUAUUGAUUCCUGCCUCAAAUCAAGCAGUGCUACCGAUGUGGUUGAUGUGCCCCUUUUCACUACAAGCAGUGGAUUCAUCACGAGCAAGUCAGACAAGGAGAACUUUGUUUCGACAAAUUCUUGGUCAGACUCCAACAUGCAUGGCCAAUUUGAUGACAGUUUUAUAAUUGAAAUCUUUACUUAUGUAAGGCAUUAUCUGCAAGAACUGGUGAUGGAGAUUGGUGUGCUUAAAGAAAAAUUAGAUGAACACUCAAUUUCAUUACAUGAAAAAGCUAGCAGUGUAUCUAAAUCAAUGGCAAUUGUUCGUGGAGAAUUAACUUCCAAAAAUGAGUCAUUUGAAGCCUUGAAGGGAGACUUGUUGCAUGUGGAAAGGGUUGAAAAGGAAAAGGACAAUGAGCUUCUUUUCUUGCGCCGAAAUAUUGCCUUGCUUUUUGAAGCAUGCACUAGUUCAGUUAUGGAAAUGGGCAGAAGAAAAGCUGAAUUGGUUGGAAAUGGUUGGUCUGCUGGAGAACAAGGGAUGAGAUUGAAAUUAGCAAAUUAUUCUGAGGAUGGACUUUCAUUUAGUGGAGAAGACCAGUUUCGCUCUGAGGAAUGUGUCAGGAGUGUGACAGACAGGCUAUUGUCAACUGUGAGUGAUUUUGGUUCUCUGACAACGGAAAUUGUGGAAGGUAGCCAAAAGGAGUUGAAGAUUACCAUUUCAAAGUUGCAGAAAGAGCUUCAGGAGAAGGACAUUGAAAAGGAAAGGAUUUGCAUGGAGUUUGUAAGUCAAAUCAAGCAAGCUGAAUUAGCUGCAACAAGUUACUCAACAGAUCUUCAAUCUUCAAAAUCUUUGGUGCAUGAUUUGGAGAAACGGAUAGAAGUGAUGAAGGGUGAACGUAACUUAUUGGAGCAGAGAGUGAAUGAAUUAGAAGAUGGCCGUGCUACUUCUACCGAGUUACAAGAGAGGGUCAGAUCACUGACUGAUGUGAUUGCUGCUAAAGAUCAAGAAAUUGAGGACCUAAUGCAAGCACUUGAUGAGGAGGAGGUGCAGAUGCAAGGUCGCACUUCCAGGAUUAAGGAAAUGGAAAAGGUUGUGGAACAAAAGAACCUAGAUUUGGAGAACCUUGAAACUUCCCGCGGGAAGGUUAUGAAAAGGCUUUCCAUCACUGUGAGUAAGUUUGAUGAACUACAUCAUCUGUCUGCAAGCCUCCUUGGUGAGGUGGAAAAGCUCCAAUCACAGUUGCAAGAACGGGAUGAUGAGAUAUCCUUCUUAAGGCAAGAGGUCACUAGGUGCACGAAUGAUGUUCUUGUUGCAUCACAAACCAGCAACAAGAGAAGUUCAGAAGAGAUCCAUGAGUUAUUAACAUGGUUUGACAUGAAUAUUGCUCGGGUUGGGCUGCACAAUGGGGAUCAGAACAGUGAUCAAGUUUCUGACUACAAGGAAAUAUUCAAGAAAAAGAUUGAUUCAGUUAUUUCAGAAUUGGGGGAUCUACGAACUGUGGCUCAAAGCAAGGAUACACUGUUGCAAGCAGAAAGGAGUAAGGUAGAAGAAUUAACACGCAAAGGAGAAACUCUUGAGAAGUCUUUACAUGAGAAGGAAUCACGGCUAAAUUUGCUUGACAGUGUGGAAGAUUCUGGUCGGGGAACUAGCAGCACCUCUGAAAUUGUUGAGGUCGAGCCUGCGAAAAACAACUGGGUGAAAGCUGGGACCUCCAUUGCACCUCAAGUCCGUAGUUUGCGCAAGGGCAAUAAUGACCAAGUUGCAAUUGCCAUAGAUAUGGAUUCUGGGAGCAGUAGUAGGUUGGAAGAUGAAGAGGACGAUAAAGUUCAUGGUUUCAAGUCACUCACGACUUCAAGAAUUGUUCCAAGAUUUACUAGACCCGUGGCUAACAUGGUUGAUGGCCUUUGGGUAUCUUGUGAUCGGACUCUAAUGCGGAAGCCUGUUUUACGUCUUGGCAUUAUAUUAUAUUGGGCUGUACUGCAUGCGCUUCUUGCAACUUUUGCAAUUUGAAAAGCCAGAAGCGGUUAGAAGGAUUCUCUUGAAAAGCCAGAAGUGGUUCACAUUUUGAAGGGCUUGGAGUCCUUGUGUCCCGACGAUGGUAAUGCUUUAUGGGGUAUUAAGCUGGAAGUUUAAAUCUGCUAUUUAUUUUCUCCUCCGUAGAUGCGAUUAGAUCCAUUGAUUAUUUUCCACAACCGAGCGAUUCCGAUUCGCAGUUUUUAUACGAAUGAAUCUGAGAAGCUUGGUUGCAUCCUAAUAAGAAAAGAAAGUUCGAUGAUAGGGAAACAAACAUAGUUCAUUUGUUUUCUUAAUACCCAACCACAAAAGGUUGUACAUCGUAGCUGCUACUACAAUAGGGUUCUCUCUAUAUAAUUGGAGAGAAUUUAGCUGUGUAACAAAAUGCUCCAACCUAGUACUUUGUCAUGACGAUAUUGUCGUGUAAUGUAAAUUUUCAGGCAUAUAUUAAUGCUUUUGUUCUUUAA